UAUUAUUAUUAUUAUUAUUAUUAUUAUUAUUAUUAUUAUUAUUAUUAUUAUUAUUAUUAUUAUUAUAGGUGUCCCCUAUUAGUAGAGGGCCUGCCCCUGGGCUAGUUUUUCUUUCUUGACACAUAAAUAAAGUUUCUAUCUAUCUAUCUAUCUAUCUAUCUAUCUAUCUAUCUAUCUAUCUAUCUAUCUAUCUUAUUAUUAUUAUUAUUAUGUAAAAUUUAGCACAGGGAUUUUCCCUGGGGAGAAAUAUCCAGUCAAGUCUCAUCCCGAGACCUCAAACUUCCAGCACCUUUCUGAGGAUAUGUGCCGAUCCGAGGAGUGCCGACUUUUGCAUCGUUCUUGUUCGGUUUUAAAUUCCUAGUUGCUCCAAGUGGCCUGCCAGCUUCUUUGACACCGAACCCAAUGCACCUACAACCACUGGCACCACUUUUGUCCUUGAUUUCCAGAUCCUUUAUUAUUAUUAUUAUUAUUAUUAUUAUUAUUAUUAUUAUUAUUAUUAUUAUUAUUAUUAUUAUUAUUAUUAUUAUUAUUAUUAUUAUUAUUAUUAUUUAUUUUGUUGCUGCUCUCGUUGUUACUAA
This is a messenger RNA of Porites evermanni, 578 nucleotides long. Lineage: Eukaryota; Metazoa; Cnidaria; Anthozoa; Scleractinia; Poritidae. The record is from the annotation of a GenBank genome assembly.